GACUCACGUUACGGAAGGGCAUUGAACCAGUCCUGGAGUGAGCUGCUCUAACUGAAUAAAUUUAACCAAGAUGUCCGGGGGUCCUCCGGUGGUGAUGCGGCUGGUGGCCUCGGCCUACUGCGUGGCGGAGAGGGCGGGGGCCAUCGUGAGGAAGGUCCUGCACAGUGGGGACCUGGGCAUCGUGGAGAAGACAGGUGCCAAUGAUCUACAGACCCUGGCAGACAGACUGGCACAGCAGAGCAUAUGUGCGUCUCUGUCCAAGCGCUUCCCCAAAAUCACCAUCAUUGGAGAGGAGGAUCUCCCAUCAGAGGAGGUGAGGGAAGACCUGAUAGAGACUGGUCAGGCAGAAGAGAUUUUCCAGAAAACAUGUCCAGCUGAAUUUACUGAUGUGAAAGAGGAGGAGCUUGUGGUGUGGGUGGACCCUCUUGAUGGGACAAAGGAAUACACAGAAGCCUCCAGGCACCUGCAUCUGCACACACAGCCCCGGGCCCCCCUCACACGGUCGGACACUCCUCCGCUUCACACUGCUGCUCUCUGGCUGUUGGAUAAUGUGACCGUUCUUAUUGGCAUUGCUCACAGGGGACAGGCCAUUGCAGGUGUCAUCAACCAGCCAUUCUACAACUACCAGCUGGGAGCAGACGCAGUUCUGGGCCGAACCAUCUGGGGUGUGCUGGGACUGGGUGCGUUUGGGUUUGAGCUGAAAGAAGUCCCAGGAGACAGGCGAAUUGUCACAACGACGAGGUCACAUAGCAACAAGGUGGUGACGGCAUGUGUGGACGCCAUGGAGCCGCACGAGGUGGUCAGAGUGGGCGGAGCUGGAAACAAGAUCAUCCAGCUCAUUGAAGGCAAGGCGUCAGCAUACGUGUUUGCUAGUCCUGGCUGUAAAAAGUGGGACACCUGUGGACCUGAGGCUAUCCUACAUGCUGUUGGAGGUAAACUUACAGAUGUCCAUGGAAACCCGUACCGUUAUGAAGCAGACGUGAAGCAUAUGAACUCAGCCGGAGUCCUGGCCACUCUCAGAAACCACCAGUACUACACCAGCAGAGUGCCUCCGUCAGUAUUACAGGCUCUCAUGUAAACAGCCCUGACAAUUACAGGGCUGGAUUUAACAUAUCAUUAAAGUAAUCUUUGGUUAAUAACACUACUUUACACAAAUAAAUUAUGCUUUUGAAAUAUGAUUAUUUUUGAUAAUACUGGUGUCCUUAUUUUUUCUUAAACUGAACACUGCCUGCAGGUACUACAUUUCCCUAAAAUUUAUCAGAGGUUUCAACCUCAUUGGAGGUAAAAGUGAACUGUACUACAACUGCUACACUUAAAGAAAAAUAAUUAUGAUUUUGUGUGCCAUAUUAUUGUAUUGCUAUUUUGUACACAAAUUUACGCAAUAUAUGUCUCUAUACAUUGUUGAUUUAAUUUGUAUUAUUAAAUUUAAAACUAACACAAUCA
This is a messenger RNA of Periophthalmus magnuspinnatus, 1443 nucleotides long. RefSeq names its product bisphosphate nucleotidase 1 (gene bpnt1). The transcript is spliced from 10 exons. Bases 71 to 1078 code for a protein of 335 amino acids. Gene Ontology annotation, biological process: phosphatidylinositol phosphate biosynthetic process. Lineage: Eukaryota; Metazoa; Chordata; Actinopteri; Gobiiformes; Gobiidae. The record is from RefSeq and is a predicted model, not a curated record. Gene Ontology annotation, molecular function: 3'(2'),5'-bisphosphate nucleotidase activity.